GUAAACCAAUAAAAAAAGGACUACAAUGAUCCCCUUUAUAGACAAGAGUAAAACAUCUUUAGACAAGAGGAUAAAAAUAGGGUCACGAUAGCUACAGUACUAAAAUUAGCCCCCAGAAUAGUCCAUCUCGGGUUAUUCUUAGAGUAAUUGACAGACAAUGAACGGCCAACGGAGGGGUCAUGGUAGAAAUGGCCGUCCAAAAUGAUUUAAAAAAGAAGAACAAGAAAGAACCAAUUGUACUAGAGUCAACUACUAGACCCCCCGAAGGAGAUCGUAGAUAGUGCGGACUAGGGGUCAAUCGUGAUUGGCCGAUAACUCCCAAACAGAAACAGGGCGGUCCCGUUGAAUUAGUCGAGAUAUAGGCAAAAGCCAUAGGCAGAUAUCCUGUUGGGAUCAAACCCGGGGGUAAUCUGAUGAGUCUCUGUUUGAAGUGAUUAUCACGCAGGGAAACUAAGGGAUAGCCCGGCUUCUCGCCUAAUUAGCAAAUUUAGUGCAGAGCCUUAAGAAGUUUAUAAAGACACUGGCUGAGGAGAGGAGGGGACAGUCCUCAACAUAUCAACUCAUAUCAACUCACCAGGAUAGCCACCGGAUAGCAGCAGCUUAACCGCAGUCCUACUGCUACUUUGAGCUGUUCUACAACUAGCAGACCAGACCUGAAGACAGUCUCUCUCUGACUGAUGAGAAUGCCACACUUAAGGGACUGUAGUUAUUACAAGAUGCGAGACGGAGGCCGAGUUUCCAACGUCCAGAGCCACCUGGAGGGCUCUAAGUUCCACCUGCACCAGGCCCAGAGUCAGCAGGUCAAGCAGUACCUGACGCUGGGUUCCAAGGUGGCCGGGGGACAUGGGGGCCACCCUCACCCCACUGGGCAGGGAGGGCAACUCCUGGGCCACAUGGCCCCCCUCAGUGAUGGCAGCACCCCCAGCAGCCCUGUUACACUGCUGACCCUGGCAUCAAACCAUGACAGUGAGUUUCCAAUGGAUGAAGUUAUUGAUGACUUGAUUAGCCUGGAGUCCGGCUUCAAUGACGGGGGCUUGGAUUGUAUGGAUCCCAGCAUCAUAAUGCAAAACAAUGUGCUCAGCAGCAGCAUGCUGGACAUCUAUGGGGGUGAACCAGGUAUGACCACGGCCGCUCAUAGCCGAACGACACCCACCUCACGCCCCCACUAUGCUCACUACUGUAAAAAUGGGAAGUCGCAGGUUCCGGCUCUGUGCAAGGUUCAGGCUAUGUGGAAGGUUCAGGCUAUGUGGAAGGUUCAGGCUAUGUGGAAGGUUCAGGCUCUGUGCAAGGUUCAGGCUCUGUGCAAGGUUCAGGCUCUUGAUAUGCGCUGGAACAAAGGCACCAUUCUCAAGGCGUCGGUGGAGUACAUCAAGUGGCUGCAGAAGGAGCAGCAGCACGCCAGAGAGAUGGAGAACAGGCAGAAGAAGAUGGAGCAGGCCAACAGGAGGCUACUGCUCAGGAUCCAGAUCCAGGCCCGUGCUCACGGCCUCCCCAGCAUGGCCACUGUCCUGGGUACUGUAGAGCUCUCCUCCCACCUCCUCAAACAACAAAAACAGCAGCAGCAGCAGCAGCAGCCCUUGGCUCCCCAGUCACAGCAGGGUCUCCAACCACCCCUGUACCAGGAAGAGCUGAACGAGGAGUACCUCCAGAGGACCUCCAUGCCAGCCAUGGUCACCGGGGUUACAGACCAGGGUCAGGGGGUGGUUGAUGGCUCCACCACUUUCUCCGACCCGCUGUCUCACUUCACAGACUUCUUCAGCUCCACGCUCAAAGAGGAGCAACGGCUGGACGAGAUCCUCAUGGACAACCCGCUCUCGCCUUUCGGCACCGACCCGCUUCUCUCCGCCGGCUCGCCCGACGCCUCCAAGGACUCCAGUCACAGGAGCAGCUUCAGCUCGGACGAUGGCGACGAUGACCUAUGAUCCCUGACCCCUCCGCGACCCCACGGUGACCCCGUGUCAAAGGUCAAAGGACAAACAGCAGUUGGUCACCCUCACAAAGUGGUGCAGGGAUUUGUUCCAGCCCAGUACCAACAUAUCCGAUUCCACUGACCAGCUCGAAUCAUUGAGAGCUUGGUUCGUGGGCUCAGGUGUGUUAGUGCUGGGCUGGAGCAGAAGCCUGCACACCCUGUGGCUCUCCAGGACCAGGGUUAGUUACCACUGGCACUCCCACUUUUUAAAAACUUUGGUCGAGAGUACAUACAGCACCUCUGCCUUGCAGACAGAACCAGACUCAUGAGAAAAAGGGAGAAAGACAAUCGGUCCAUACUGAUCAUAUAAUACUGCUCCACAGUGCAUUGAACACUGGGGUUGUUGAACACCACUGUAAACUAUAAAGACUACUUCACUGUACCUAUCAUGUGUCUUUGCGACAUGCCAAAAGAGGAUUGCUUCCUUUUCAGAGGUAUAGUAUUACUGUUAUUGUAUAAAAGGACUUUAAACCAUUGAGGUUCACUGAUGGGCCCUAUCUAGAGCUAGUUACUGGUGGUUCCUCUUCCAAACAGAAAUGAAAACGUCCUUCGUUCAUCUUUACAUUUAUUUUUAUAAAAUGUUUUAUGUAUUUAUAUGUGUUUUAAUCCAUGUAUUCCUAAAAAACAUUACAUUAUCUAACAUGCUCUCUUUUCUAUUGGUGGGGGUGGGGAAAAUAUAAUAAACCCCUUUUUUAAAUAAUUCA
Molecule: messenger RNA, 2673 nt
Organism: Salvelinus sp. IW2-2015
Lineage: Eukaryota; Metazoa; Chordata; Actinopteri; Salmoniformes; Salmonidae
Source: RefSeq, a predicted model, not a curated record